AUGGCGGACGUUCCUCUGCAAGUCAUUUCGGAAAACUCGUCGUCAGAGCGUCGUAUCACCCCAUCAUGGACCAUCAGCCAGCUCAGGUCGAAGCUGGAGCCCAUUACGGGCAUCCCGCCUUCGUCCCAGAGAAUCAGCCUCAAGACGGCUUCGGGUAGCAUUCCGAUUGAGGCAGCUGACGAAGACAACGCACAUUUGACAGCCUUCCCACUUGCCCCCUAUGCGGAGCUACAUGUGGCAGAUACGCGGCCGGCAGGAGCGCGCCCGAACUUCACGGACACUUCGGGUGUUGAGAAGUAUGUUAUGCCGGAGGAGGAGUAUGCAAAAAAGACCGACUCUGUUUUAGCAUGGAAGAAGGCUCAGAAGCUUGGUCGCUUCGAUCCCGAGGCGCCAAGCCUUGAGCAAGCCAAGGUUGCUGCCCUUCAGCAGGAGAUUGAGCAGCGGGGAAUUGAAGUUGGCAAGCGGUGCCGAGUAGGCGGCGAGGACUCCCGCAGAGGUAUCAUCAGAUACGUUGGCGAAGUUAAGGAAAUCCCCGGGGGCUUGGGACCCUGGGUCGGAAUUCACCUUGACGAACCCGUUGGAAAGAAUGACGGCAGCAUCAAUGGGAAUCGUUAUUGGGGCGAAGAGUCGACGCUGAAGCACGGUGUCUUUGUAAGGCCCGAGCGGGUUGAGGUUGGCGAUUGGCCGAUCCUUGACGACUUGGAAGACAUGGAAGAAAUCUAA
This is a messenger RNA of Colletotrichum truncatum, 723 nucleotides long. RefSeq names its product cell polarity protein alp11. Lineage: Eukaryota; Fungi; Ascomycota; Sordariomycetes; Glomerellales; Glomerellaceae. The record is from RefSeq and is a predicted model, not a curated record. Gene Ontology annotation, cellular component: microtubule plus-end; cytoplasm; nucleus. Gene Ontology annotation, biological process: cytoplasmic microtubule organization; post-chaperonin tubulin folding pathway; tubulin complex assembly. Gene Ontology annotation, molecular function: alpha-tubulin binding; microtubule plus-end binding.